Molecule: messenger RNA, 2125 nt
Organism: Teleopsis dalmanni
Lineage: Eukaryota; Metazoa; Arthropoda; Insecta; Diptera; Diopsidae
Product: zinc finger and BTB domain-containing protein 11-like
Exons: 3
Coding region: 572-2095 (507 amino acids)
Biological process (GO): regulation of transcription by RNA polymerase II
Cellular component (GO): nucleus
Molecular function (GO): DNA-binding transcription factor activity, RNA polymerase II-specific; zinc ion binding; RNA polymerase II transcription regulatory region sequence-specific DNA binding
Source: RefSeq, a predicted model, not a curated record
AUGUCAUUUCUUUUCGUUUAACUUUUGUUUGUACAUUCACACCCAUGCGCUUUUGCGAAAUGCGCAUUCACGAUAACGUAAUGAAAAGAUUUAUUUCGAUUUUUGCCUAUACAUUAUUUUUCAAGAUGGCCGUAAGCGUGUACGCGUAUACAUAUGAGAGAAGUCGCAAAAAUUUUAAAUUUAAUUGUUAAAAGGCACUAAAUAAUGAAUAUAAAAUAAAAAUAAUAUAAAUGUGUCAUAUGUAUAUUUCUGUAUUUUAAAACUUUUAUAAAAUUUUCAUUAUUGUGAACGUAAUAGAGAAAGGCUGCCGCCCCGCAGGCAAAAAUUUUGCAUUGAAUAAAUUCUAAAUGUGUCACAAUUUAAAUGCUAUAUGAAAAAAGUAAUUAAAAUACUUUUUUGUUUUCAAAUUAAUAUAUAAAAUAUUUAAAAGAAAUUAUUCUGGGUAUAUUAUAAACACUUUUUCACUGUCAAAUUAAGUGGCGCGUUUAAUCAACACACUUCAAGGGGGUAAAGAAUAAUCCAAUAAAAACAAAAUACUAAAAAAGUUACAUAAAAAAAAUUUGUGUGGAAAAUGUCUUCAGCAAAAGUUACAGCUAAAGAAAUUGUGCUACCGGCAUCUAUAGUAAAUGGCGAUACCGACACUGACGGAGCUGAAGGUUCAAUAGAAUUUUUGGAAGAGCAUGAUCCGGAACACUUGAAUGCACUUAAUUCAAAACAACAUAUUGGAGAAGAAGAAAUUGAAAUGCUUACUGAAGAGGAGGGAGAAUAUUAUGAAUAUGAAGAACGAGUUGAAGAUGAAGAAGAAGAAGAACCCAUAGCACCAGAAGAUAAUACGCCAGUAACUCGCAAACCAACUCAGGUGCCAAAGAAAAGAAAAAAUCCAAUAAUAGAUGCAGAUGAAAUAACUAGUAAUGAUAUUAAAAUAUCGAAAAAAUCGCAACAAAUUAAGAAGGAAGAUCAAGCAACAAGUUCUGCCAAAGAUAUUUCGAAUAAAGAAAACGAGGUAGACGAAGAACAAUGUCGUGUUUGCACAUCGAAAGAAGACUUAGUUAGUCUCUUUAAGAAAAUUGAUAAGUAUACAAUAGCUGAUAUGUUAAUGACUAUUUGUCCAACAGUAUCUAUAGCGCGUAAAGAUUUUAUGCCACAAUACGUUUGUAAUGUAUGUGUAGAUAAUAUUACCAUAGCCAUGAAACUGAAAACUUUAUGUGAAACAACAGAAAGAGAUUUACGAAAAAAAUUAUCUAGAAGUAAAAAUAAAGUAAGACGACCAACCGGAUAUGUUGUUAUUGAUGCUCCUGCUGAAUCUGAUCCUGCAUCUGAAGAAGAACUAAACGAUGAUGUAGAAUUUAAAGUAUCAGAGGAAGGAAGUAUUUCUGCUGGGGAUGAUUCGGAUGAUUCAGAUUUUAGUACGAAAAAAAAACGGCCAGUUCGCAGUACAGCUGGGAGGCGAGGACGUCGAAAAUCAAACCUAACACCCGCGUCCCAACAGAAAGAAAAAAAACGAAUGGGUCGCCCUCCAAUGAAACGUAAUAUACAAGCAGUUGACAGUAGUGGUGAAGAAAAAGACACUUCCUUGCAAAAGAAGAAACGUAUGUCUGGUGGUGAUACUGAAACCAGUCCAAAUAUACAGGAGUAUGCGUGUGAUCAAUGUGACCAUGUUUACACGCGAAAGUUGUCCUUAGUGUUGCAUAAAAAAUCACACGAUGGCGCACGUCAGCCUAUUAGUUGUGAAAUCUGUGGCAAAAAAUUUAAAAUACAGGGUGCAUAUCGUACUCAUUUAGAAAAACACAAAGAUGACUCUGUUGGUUUCAAUUGUGAAAAAUGUGAAAAAAUUCUUGGUUCAAAAUCAGAUUUAAGGAGACAUUUAGCUGAAGCGCAUAACGAACCCGGUCUUAUUUAUCAAUGUGAAAAAUGUAAGAAAGUAUUUGUUUCUGAAACGCGAUUAGAUCGACAUCAAGAAGGUCGUUGCCCGGGAGUUGAACACAAGCCAACUAAAAGACAUGAUCAUGACGCUUUUUCAGUAGUGUCUAACAAACCAAUGUCUAAUCAGGAAAACAGUUUUUCUUCAAGAACUAAAUUCAAAAUUUUUAAUUAGAUUUUUUUUGUAAUAUUAAAUUAUUUUAUA